Molecule: messenger RNA, 1428 nt
Organism: Dothidotthia symphoricarpi CBS 119687
Lineage: Eukaryota; Fungi; Ascomycota; Dothideomycetes; Pleosporales; Dothidotthiaceae
Product: FAD binding domain-containing protein
Exons: 3
Coding region: 1-1428 (475 amino acids)
Biological process (GO): secondary metabolite biosynthetic process
Molecular function (GO): monooxygenase activity; FAD binding
Source: RefSeq, a predicted model, not a curated record
AUGGCGCCCAGCAAACCUCAAGUCAUCCCUCAACAGCACAGAGACGCGUCAAGCAAGAUCCACGUCAUUAUUGUUGGCGCCGGCCUCGGUGGCUUGGGCGCAGCUAUCUCCAUCUUACUUGCGGGCCAUAGCUGCACCAUCCUCGAAGGUGCGAGUGAAAUCGGCGAAAUUGGCGCCGGCAUCCAAUGUCUACCAAACUCGACGCGCGUACUAAUCUCCUGGGGUCUGGAGGAAGAGCUCAGCAAGCAUGCCACUUCACCGCGGUUAUGCAAUAUGAUUGGGUGGAAGGGCGAGAAGAUAUCCGACAUGGAUUUUCAUGAGUAUGAAAGAGAGCUUGGGACGCCUUUUUUCGAUUUCCAUAGAGCCAACCUCCACUCAGUUUUGGUUGGACGGGCGUGUGAGUUGGGGGCUACAUUGCUGACGAAUACGCGAGUUGUGGAUAUUGUUUGUGAAGAGGAUGGUAGGGGUGCUACAGCGGUCUGUGAGAGGGGGAAAAGGUAUGAGGCGGAUCUGGUGGUUGGGGCUGAUGGGAUUAAUUCCAAGUGUCGCGAGAUUCUUCUUGGCAGGGAAGAUCCGCCUGUUUUGACAGGGGAUUUGGCGUAUAGAUUGUUGUUGAAUACAGAGGAUAUGAUGAAAGAUGAUGACUUGAGGAGCUUUGUGGAGGAUCCGCAGGUCAAUUAUUGGAUUGGGCCGGAUGCUCAUGCUGUGAAUUAUGUUCUCCGUGGUGGCAAGCUUUUCAAUCUGGUAUUACUAGUACCCGAUAAUAUGCCCGCAGGCGCCAAUACUCUCGCUGGAAACGUUAUAGAGAUGAGAGCCCUCUACAAAGACUGGGACCCGCGCAUCCCCAAACUCCUAGCUCUCUGCGAGUCAGUCUCCAAAUGGCGCCUUAUGAUCCGACCUGGCCUAGAUCCAACCUGGACCCACGAAUCCGGCGCCUUUACCAUGCUCGGCGACGCUGUCCACUCCACACUCCCUUACCUCGCAUCCGGUGCUGGAAUGUCACUAGAAGACGGGCACGUACUGGGCCUGUGUCUAGCCAGGCUGAAAAGCAAAUCUACGGCUGAGAAAAAGAAAGCAUUAGAGGUGUACGAGCGUUGUCGUCGCGAACGCACAGAACGCGUCGUGUCCCGCGGGAAUAGACAACAAUAUCUGUACCACGUCCACGACGGGCCAGAACAGCAGGAGCGCGAUCGUUUGCUUGCUGAAUUUGCACAAUUCAAUGGUAAGGGCAAGGUUGGAAGGAGGGAAUAUAAGGCGAAAGGAUUGGACUUUGAAGCGGAUCCGUUGGCGUGGAGGUGGGGCGGUGUAGGGAGUUGGCUGUUGACGUAUGUUUGCGAGGAUGAUGUUGAGAGAAGGUGGAACGAGGUGGAUUCGGAGACGACAGGGAUGAUGGGGAAGGGCGUCGAAGAAGUGCGAGCAGUAUUGUAG